Pseudomassariella vexata is the source of this 2400-nucleotide messenger RNA. Its product is annotated as glyoxal oxidase N-terminus-domain-containing protein. The transcript has 3 exons. NCBI's taxonomy places the organism in Eukaryota, Fungi, Ascomycota, Sordariomycetes, Amphisphaeriales, Pseudomassariaceae. The record is from RefSeq and is a predicted model, not a curated record. The coding region runs from base 1 to 2400 and encodes 799 amino acids. Gene Ontology annotation, molecular function: chitin binding.
AUGCCGUCCGCCAGCGCCUCGCUGUUGGGCCUGGCAGUCUUUACGUCGACGGCUCUGGCCAACAUCAACUUCACUUGGGUCCAACCAAGUUGCAGGGCGGAAGCUGAAUACACGGGAUGUCUGGCUGGACAGAUCUGCCGAGAGACGACUUGCGAACCAAUAUUCACUCCAUCAUUCGACCGAGUCGCGUCAGUUGAGAAGAGGACUGUCACCACCGAUGGCACAUGCGGUGCGGCACACAGCGGAACGGUCUGUGGCAACCGGCCAGAUGGGUCAUGCCGCUCGACAUACGGACGGUGUGGCUCAUCCUCGGCGCAUUGCGGCACCGGUUGCCAGAGUGGCAAUUGUAUCUCGGCACUCUCGACCAGAGCUUCUACUACUCCCAAAAUAUCGACAAAGUCGAAGACGUCGACCAGGGCUAUCACCAACGACGGCACCUGUGGCCUGCAGAACAACGGGGCCGUCUGUGGUGACUGGCCCCAGGGAUCCUGCUGUUCCUCGUAUGGCUACUGCGGCAACUCGACAGCUCACUGCGGUGCCGGUUGCCAGUCCGGCCCAUGCGUGGACGUGGGAGCUCCUUCUCCUGGCUCUGGCUCUACGUCUACCGCUACGUCUCCCGCUACUACGACGACGGGCACAGAACCCUCGUCGUCUUUGACCACCGACGGAUCCUGCGGUGCCAACUAUGGCGGGACUGUGUGCGGGGACUGGCCUCAGGGUUCCUGCUGCUCCAUGUACGGCUUCUGCGGAAACACAACAGGCCACUGCGGUGAUGGCUGCCAGUCCGGACCCUGCCUCAACGGUGCAACCACGCCCGCCCCUGGACCUAAGCCAGCACCUGUAAAUGCCAACCCAGGUACGCUCAAGGUGGUUGGAGAUUCUGGUGUGCCCGCCAUGCACGCUGGCCUGCUGCCGAAUGGUCGUGUCCUCUUCCUCGACAAGGUGGAGAACUACACUCAGCUCAAGCUCUCCAACGGCCAGUAUGCGUACUCUUCCGAGUACAACCCGGCUGACAACACGGUCGUUCCCCUUGCGUACAAGACAAAUGCCUUCUGUGCCGGUGGCAUGUUCCUGGCCGAUGGCAGAUUCGUCUCUCUUGGUGGCAAUGCCCCCCUAGAUUGGGUGGACCCGACUGUGGGUGAUGGAUUUGACGGAAUUCGCUACCUCGAACGAUCUUCCACGGACGCAAAAUUCAACGGCCAGGACUGGAGUGAGCCCGGCAACAAGCUGUCUAGCGCUCGCUGGUACCCGUCAGCCCAGAUCAUGCCCGACUCCACUGUCUUCGUCGCAUCCGGUAGCUUGAACGGUCUCGACCCCAACAAUGCCAGCAACAAUAACCCUACGUACGAAAUCCUCGACUCCAAGGGUGUUUCCAGCGGCAAGGCCAUUGCGAUGGAUAUCCUCGUGAAGAACCAACCCUACUAUAUGUACCCAUUCAUGCACCUCCUACCCAACGGCAAGCUGUUCGUCUCCGUCUCCAAGAGCAGCGAGAUCUUCGACGUCGCCAGCGGCUCCACGGUAACCACCCUCGCCGACCUCCCCGGACAAUACCGCACCUACCCUAACACGGGCACCUCGGUCCUCAUGCCGCUCUCCAGCACCAACGGCUGGACCGCCGACGUCAUCAUCUGCGGCGGCGGCGCGUACCAGGACAUCACGGCUCCGACCGACGCAUCCUGUGGCCGCAUGAAGCCCCUUGACGCCAAGCCAACCUGGGAAAUGGAUGCCAUGCCGGAGGGACGCUGCAUGGUCGAGGGGGUCAAUCUCCCCGACGGUACGAUCCUCUUCGUCAACGGCGCCAACCAGGGCGCGCAAGGCUUCGGCGAGGCCACGAAACCUACUCUCGAGACUUUGAUCUACGACCCCGCCGCCGCGCUGGGCGCGCGCUGGACCACGGGCGCCACGAGCACGAUUGCGCGGCUGUACCACUCCGUCGCUUUGUUGCUGCUGGAUGGUACCGUCAUGAUUGCGGGCAGUAACCCCGUCGAGCAGCCCAUUCUCAAGCCCUCGGCGCAGAACCCCUACGUGACCGAGUUCCGCGUCGAAAUCUACACGCCGCCCUACCUAGCCAACAACGCCGUCCGUCCUUCUGGCAUUACACUCUCGACACCAAAAGUUGCCACCGGGGCAGCCUCGACAUUCACCAUUUCCUUCACCGCCCCUGCAGGGGCGAAGAACGUGAAAGUCGCGCUGUACCACGGCGGCUUCGUGACGCAUAGUGUGCAUAUGGGGCAGCGCAUGCUGUAUUUGGAUAACUCGGGUUUCAAGGCCGGGGCGACAGCACAGACGGUUACGGUCAAGGCGCCGCCCAACAAGAAUGUGGCGCCGCCGGGGCCGUAUGUGGUUUAUGUCGUUGUGGAUGGGGUGCCGGGGGUGGGGCAGUUUGUGCAGGUUUCUUGA